Messenger RNA from Heteronotia binoei (common prickly gecko), 495 nucleotides. RefSeq names its product epididymal secretory protein 4-like. Bases 1 to 495 code for a protein of 164 amino acids. The record is from RefSeq and is a predicted model, not a curated record. The transcript is spliced from 6 exons. Gene Ontology annotation, molecular function: small molecule binding. Lineage: Eukaryota; Metazoa; Chordata; Lepidosauria; Squamata; Gekkonidae.
AUGAAAGCUGCACUGUUGAUCAGUCUGUUGUUCUAUGCUGGAGCUGAUGAUAUUGAGGAAACCAACAUUCCCGAAGUUCCAAACUUAGAUGUCCACAGGCUUGCUGGGACGUGGUAUCCCACUGCAUUUGUCCAUAAAAACAAGGAGCCGGAGGAUGUCAUCCGCUUUGCGAAUCAACUGGAGGUUACUGGUGAAGGAGAUGUGAUUCUCAGGAUGAAGUACAUUAAAGAUGAAACAUGUCAGUCGAUUAAUAUUAAUGUGGUGCACACUGACAAGCCUGGUGUGUUCCAGAUUCCUGCUACCGGUGCAUCGUUAUACGUGGUGGAUACAGAUUAUUACACUUACCACACUGUAUAUAUUGCACGGCAUGACAGCUAUAGCAUGUUUCUCUCAAGCAGAGCACGAGGAGUAUCACAAUUCAGGAAGCUUGCUAAGUCUCUGGGAUUUGAUGAGAGCCAAAUAGUCUAUGACCAGCUAGCAGAUUCAUGUGAAUAA